AUGGACUGCGGAAAGUGCACGAAGACCCUGGCGGAUAAAGAUGCAAUCAAAUGUACAUCCUGCACACUCAACAUGCACUACUGGUGUGCCGGCUUAUCGGCUGAAGACUUCAAAAAAAUUUUGCCGAUGAAUAAAAUAAAAUGGAAAUGCCUCACUUGUAAAGCCAAAAAGCAACUGGGCUCUGGAUCUGCCAACUCUCCAAAGCAGACCAUUCAGACCAUAGAGCCUGGCGCAUCAAUAUUAAAUAUCGACAACGAUGCACUAACUGAGUACUUAGACUGCAAAUUCAAAGUGUUAAGUGAACAAUGGCGUGCAGAUAUCCGUGAGGCCAUCAGUGAUCUCACUGACACUUUUAAGGCAGAUGUCCAGGAACUUACCUCACGAAUCAAUACCUGUGAAGAAAACUUACAAAAACUAGAGCAGAAAUUAGACUCGACGUCGCCGCCUGAAAAUGACACAUCGCUAAGGGCCGAAAAUGAACAACUUCGAAAGGACAUGGAGGACCUCCUAGAGAAAUUAGAUGACAUGGACCAGUCCGCACGACUGUGCAAUGUAGAAAUUCAAAAUAUUCCUGAAAGAAGAGGUGAAAACCUUGUGCAAAUGGCCAGCGACAUAGGACGUAUGCUUGGAGUCGAGUUGCCUCCCGAAAAAAUCCAAGCAAUUCAUCGAACAGCUCACAGCGUCGCCAGUGAUCGCCCGAAAAACAUAGUGUUGCAACUUACCACUCGACGGCUGCGCGAUGACGUCAUUGCUGCGGCCCGCGCUCGCCGAACACUGACCACCGCCGACCUACUGCCUGCCACUAGUGCUGCCGAAGUGGCCAGCGUACGGCGAUUUUAUGUCAACGAGCACCUCACUUUAAAGAAAAAGAUUCUUUUUGGCAAAGCGCGGAAAAUAGCUAAAGAAAAAGAAUAUAAAUAUAUCUGGGUCAAGAACGCUAAUAUUUUGUUGCGAAAAACUGACGACGCUCGCGUACUCCAUAUUCGCAACGAUAGUGAUUUAAUGAAAAUAUGA
Molecule: messenger RNA, 1014 nt
Organism: Cydia fagiglandana
Lineage: Eukaryota; Metazoa; Arthropoda; Insecta; Lepidoptera; Tortricidae
Exons: 1
Coding region: 1-1014 (337 amino acids)
Biological process (GO): retrotransposition
Cellular component (GO): ribonucleoprotein complex
Molecular function (GO): single-stranded RNA binding
Source: RefSeq, a predicted model, not a curated record